AGGAUUUUGGUAGGAUUUUGGUAGGAGGGGGUUUGUGCUACUGGUGGGAACAGGGACUUGCAAAAUAGAGAAUAUUGCAGUUUGGGAUUUGGAUCCCAGAGCUUGGCCACCUUCUUCAUAGGGUCCCAAUGAUAAAUAACAGAGAUAAAUAACAUAAUAAAUAACAAACAUUUUCAGCUCCCAUGAAGCUGCUGAAUAGAACUUAAAGACUAACUGGCAAAAAAAAAAAAAAAAGAAAAAAAGGAAAAAUAAAAGAUAAACCAAUGUCAAGGCGUGCCCAGAGGAUGAUAAAUGUGUCUGAGACCAGUGGAGAAACAGAUAAAGAGGCCUCCAGUGGGGUUUGGCAAAUUAUGUCAAAAGAAGCAACAGAAAGAAAGUUAGAAAAGUUGUUUAUUCCCACCAACUUUGGUGUAAUUUCUGGUGAACCUACACGGGACAGCUUCCUGGUCUCUCCUGAGGCUCCAGAAUUUUUUUUUGCUGGCAUGGCACCAGGACUUUCCUGGAGAAAAUCACAGAUUCCCCCAGAUUCAUCUGGGACACAGUGUCCAGAAUUCUCCAUGUUCAUCUGAAAACAAGGAUUGAAUGGAUGGGUUUUGAAGAAAAAUGGCCUUGGCAAGAGGAAGCAGCUUGUGUCUUGUCACCUUUUCCCCUUGGAGUUCUCCCAGUGAAUGCCAGAGCAGCUGACCCAACUUCAAAAAUGUGACUCAUGGCUCCUCCAGCAAAAGGAUCAGGAGCUGUUUCUGGGUUGAUGCAAGAGCCCCACAGGACAAAAAGGGGAUGAAGAUGAGAGGAACCUGGCUGGGUGUGCCCAUUGGACACCUGCUGGCUCUGGGACACAGGCACAAAUGGAGAAACACGACAGAUUCCAGAAAGUUCAGGCUGUUUUUCUGCCUGGUGGGGCUCAGCAGUGCCAGCCUCUGGGUUUUCUACAGCUGGACCCAAUUCUGCAUGUCCUGUGAGAGCAGCCAGGGCUACACCUUCCCCAUGGAGACCUUCAGGAGGCUCAAAGGGAACUUCUCACAGCUCCCAGAUGUUGACUGCCUCGAGAACCCUCCUUUCCUCGUCCUGCUUGUGGCAUCCUCGUUCCAGCAGGUGGAUGCCAGGAUGGCCAUCAGGCACACCUGGGGCAAGGAGAGGACAGUGGCAGGGAAGCGCCUGGUGACGUUUUUCCUCCUGGGGAGCCCUGGGAAUGCCAGCCAGCAGGCUGGCAUCACUGCUGAGAGCCAGAGGUACAGAGACAUCAUCCAGAAGAACUUUACUGACACCUAUUACAACCUGACCCUGAAGACCAUGAUGGGAAUCGAGUGGAUUCACAGGUUUUGUUCCCAGUCCAGCUUUGCCAUGAAAACCGACACCGACGUGUUUGUCAAUGUCUUUUACCUCACUGAGCUGCUCCUGAGGAAAAAGAAGACUGCUGGAUUCUUCACAGGCUUUUUAAAACUGCACGAGUACCCCAUCAGGACAAGAGGGAGUAAGUGGUAUGUGAGUAGGGAAGAGUAUCCAGGAAAGACUUACCCACCCUUUUGUUCUGGGACUGGGUAUGUUUUAUCCAGUGAUGUAGCCAGCCAGAUCUAUAACAUUUCUGAGAGUGUUCCAUUCAUUAAACUGGAGGAUGUGUUCAUAGGACUGUGCCUUGACAAAUUAAAAAUUCGGCUGGAGGAGCUUCACUCGGAGCAGACGUUUUUCCCAGAAAGGAUCAGGUUUUCUGUUCCUCGCUUUAGGAAAAUCGUGACGUGCCAUGGAAUAAAACCACCCGAGCAGCUGAGCUACUGGAACCACUUGGUGGCAGGAACUCAAGGAGGAGUGCUCUAGCACCUGCCCUGCUCCACUGAAAAAACUGAAAUUCUCUGCUUUUACAGGGCUGCUCCCCACUCCAGCAAACUCCCAAUUGACUCCAGCUCCAUCACAUUAACGACUUUGAAAUGUUAUUUUAAUCAGAGAAUCACAGAACUGUUUAGGUUGGAAAAGACCUCCAAGAUCAUUGAGUCAAACCUUUGACUAAACACCCCCUUGUCAACUAAACCAGGACACUGAGUGCCAAGUCCUGUUAUUCCUUGAACACCUCUCUGGGCAGCCCCUUCCAGUGCUAAACCACCCUCUCUGUGAAAAAAUUCCCUAUUUCUGCCCAAGAACAUGCAAACCUCCUUCUCUCUCAUCCACUCCCACCUCUGUGCAUCCCUUCUCUGCACAAGUUACAAUAAUUAUGAUUUUUCUUUGCCUGAAACAUUCAGGCCUGCUAACCCACCCUCUAAAUCCUGCUGCCAGGGAGGCAGAGACCUGGGAACAUUUCUGCUGUGCCAAACAAAAAAUCAAAAUACUUUUGUUCAGAGAAUCAAAUCUGCACCAUCUUCCUGGUCGCCCCUUGAUAAAUUACUGCACCCAUCUGUGCAGGUUCUUUAAGGAAUGAUUUUUGUGGCUGUCAGGAUGCUCCCUCCUGGCAUAGGAAGCUGCAGCCCUGCCCUUGCAGCCAGCUCUGUGUGGGCUGAGCUGCAUCCUGGCACAGAUCCCUCCUUCAGUCUACGCCAAGUUUUUUUUUUGCAGAGAUGGUGGAAUUUGCCAUCCAAUGCUCUCAGGACAAACUUGGGCACUGCAGGUCACCUGGUGGAUGUGUAAAAGCUGCUGCAGCUGUUUCCUUGUGUGUGCUUCCUCCUGAAAAUAACCCGUGGUGGAGCCAGUGGAGGGUGUCCUGCUCUUCUGGAGACAUCCUUGAUAUUUGUGUCUCACUUUGAUUGCCUGACAGCUACUGUGAAUGGUUUGCCAAGGCUAAACUAGAGUCACUUACGGCGAUUUAGACUUUUUUUUUCCAGAGAGAAACUGGGUGUGUGAGGGAGAAGACAGGAGGAUUUUUCUCUUUUGAAUAAGACCUACUGGGAAAAUGUGCUCAAGUAACCAUUCAGGCUGGGAGCUCUAUUUCUUAUUUCAUUCCCAAGCAAAGACUCAUGAAAUCUCUGGGAUGGUUCUAAGUUUCAGAGAUAAGGAGUGAGGUCUUUGCAGCAGAUGCUGAAAAAUCCUUCAAGGCUCUGAGGAGGGACAAGGGAGCUCAGAAAUCCUCCUUAUGCAAUGCUCCUGUUUGAUUUUCCUGCAGGCACAGGCAAGGUCAGUGUUAUCAGCAUGGAAUGCCUGCAAUGUCUGUGUGAAGUGUUUUUUUCCAAAAAGCAGUGAAAGUGGAGCUGUUCCCAAGAGAAGCUGAGGGGAUCUGACACCCAGCAUGGUAAAAGCUUGGAAGAAAGACAGGAAAAUAGAUUUUAUUAUUUUGGUGUUACUUAUUUUUAUUGAUUCUUUUCUUUUUAUUGUAAAGAGAGAUUCUUUUUCUUUUCCUUCCUUCCUUCCUUCCUUCCUUCCUUCCUUCCUUCCUUCCUUCCUUCCUUCCUUCCCUCCUUCCUUCCCUCCUUCCUUCCUUCCUUCCUUCCUUCCCUCCUUCCUUCCUUCCUUCCUUCCUUCCUUCCUUCCUUCCUUCCUUCCUUCCUUCCUUCCUUCCUUCCCUCCUUCCCUCCUUCCUUCCUUCCCUCCUUCCCUCCCCUUCUUGGUGAGGAUUUCCCAAGUAUCUCAUUUUACUUGCCUGUGUCUGAAGAGCAGGAUAAAUAUUUUCAGCAGGAAAAUCCUGAGACGUAUUUAAUAAUGAUCAUAAAAUAUUAUUUAUUUUCCUCUGAUGCAACCUGAGAUCAUGCACUUAUAUUUGACCACUGAUGAUGAAAAAAACAAUGUUCAUUUGUUUGACAGAAGAAUGGCCUUCUUCAUUUUAAGCUUCUAUAAUAAACUUAUAAUGUUUUAUUUAGAAAAUAGCUCAAUUUACUUACAGCUAUUUUCUGAAUGCUUUUGCUGCCUUCAGAAGGUGUGAUGGGUCGACUGAUAAAGCCAAGCCAACAUCUUUUUAAUCACUAUUCUUUCCAUGUAAUAUCCAUAAAUAUCUUGUGUCACUCGUUGCUCUUGUGCCCAAGGUGCAAAAUGGUUAUUUCUUUAAUUUCUGGAAAAAUGGUGAGGAGAAAGGAAUGUUUUCUGGUCAUUCCUGUCGUGAGGGGCAGAGGUCUGUGAUCUGGGACAGCAUUAUCAGCCUGAUGUUCUCUUCUUGUUCUCAGAGGUACUAAUACAGUAAUAACUAAUAAUUUAAUAAUGAAAUCAUGCUGCAGGCAAUUGUAGGUCUCACUUCCACCUCUGUGUCUGGUGCCAGCAGUUUGUGGCUUUGCAUCAGCAUAAAAAAAAGUCACCCUUGAGGUCCAAGUCCUGCUCGACCUCUUGUGGCUUUUAUCUGAGUGCAGGAGCAUUCCCCAUGACUUGAAUCCUGCAGCUAACUGCUCUCAGGCAGUCACUUCUGCACACUCAACCUCUGCAUUUUUGGAGCUAAAACCUAGUGGAAGAUGUCCCUGUCUGUGGCAAUGGAUGUUCUUCAAGGGUCCCCCCAAACCCAACCAUUCUGUGGUUCUGUGAAAUCCAUCUCUAUGUGCCAUGGGGAACAAAGUCCUCAGGCAUGGCCUAAGAAACCACCAGCAAUUCCAGGGAGAUGUGCUUGUCAUUCCAAGUGACCUCUACAACAUGUCUCCAGAAAGUUUUGCCCCCAUAUGAGUCUCCAACGACUGCCCACGAGCAUUUAAUUUGUCACUGCAGAAGCUCUGCAGAGGAGCAGAUGAGUCCAGGUUGCAAUGUCAGGGAUUUGGGGAGCCUGCUCCUCUCCUCUUUGCAAAGUGGCUUCCCCAGGUGAAUGCUUUCAGUUGCUGCACAGCAGUUCCUCAAUGUAAUGAUUUUCUUGGUGUAAAUUACAAACUGUUUUUUUUUUUAUUCACAGAAUCAUAGAUUUGUUUAGGUUGGAAAAGAACUGCAAGUUUUUACUGAGUCCAUCCCUUAACCCCAAAAAGUGUCCCUAAGCACCACAUCCACACAUUUUUUGAACACUUCCAUGGACAGUGAUCCCACCACUUCCUUGAGCAGCCUGUUCCUCUGUUUGACCAUCCUUUCUGUGAAGAAUUUUUUAACAAAUGCAAUUUAAACCUCCCCUGGUGCAACUUGAAGCCAUUUCUCCUUGCCCUGUUGUUUUUUAUUGGAAGAAGAGACCAAUCCCCAUCUCACCACACUCUUCUGGCAGGGAGUUGUGGAGAGCAAGGAAAUAUUCCCCGAGCCUCCUUUUCUCCAGACUAAACCCUGCUCCCUAGGCUGCUUUGAAUAAGAACAUAUUAAUUAAAUAAUUAAUUACUUAAAACAUAGAGUUACCCCACUGGAAAAUGUGAUUUAAGAAAAAGCAGAUGAUUGCAUGCAAGGCAAAUCCAUUUAUUUAAACAAAAGUGCUGUGCUAGUGAGUUUAUAUGUAUCAGCUAAAUUAAAUUAGCUUUUGCAGCUGAGGCCUCAGAUUAUGAAUUUUAAAACAAACUAAACAGUAUUAUUGGCCUUUUGAAAAAUUAGAUGCAUUUUCCCAUGAAUGACCAUCACAAAACAAUCAGAAAUAUAAGUAGAGCUGUAAACACAGUAAUGCAGUGUGCAUAUACUUAUUUUUUUAAAUUUUGUAAAGGCUGAUAAAAGAAUUCAGGCAAUUUGAGGGCAGUCUGUCUGCAGAAGUUGAGCACUAUCCCAAUAUUUCUAUGCAUUCUGGGUUAGAAGUUAAUUAAUCUUUUUUUUUUUUUUAAUUAAUAGCUUUGAAAAGGCCAUCUAAAAGUUACUCCACUGCUUCCAAGUAGGGAGAAGUACAGAAAUCAAGAGUUGGUUGCAUUUCAGCACAUUCCAUUUCUUCCAAGAUCAGUUUUUGGAUGCAGAAAAAUUAAUACUUUUUUUUUUUCACAACCCAAAUUCAUCAACUAACGCGUUCUCAGUUCAAAUUUGGAUUUUCAGACCUAUGCAUGAAGGAUUUGGUCUCUCAGCUCCUCUGACUCAGACUUAUUGAGGAGGCACAACCCUCCCAGGCACUUGUGAAAAUACAGGGUGGAUUUUUGCAAAGGAAGUUUUGCCUUAUUUCAAAGAGGAAAGGGACAAAAGGGCUCCUGGGGUGUGCUGGGUGUGACAGGAAUGCUGCUCCCCAUGGAUUUGUGUGGCUGACAAUGCAAUGUCCAUUUAAAAUGUGUGCCAAUGUUUGUAUUAUUUGCAUAGAACAUGAGAGUGUUGAGCCAACAGUUCCAUGUUUGGUAUUUUAUUAGUAAAGAAUUUUGCUACCACA
This is a messenger RNA of Cinclus cinclus, 6136 nucleotides long. RefSeq names its product beta-1,3-galactosyltransferase 5 (gene B3GALT5). Gene Ontology annotation, molecular function: N-acetyl-beta-D-glucosaminide beta-(1,3)-galactosyltransferase activity. The transcript has 4 exons. The coding region runs from base 778 to 1812 and encodes 344 amino acids. Gene Ontology annotation, cellular component: membrane. The record is from RefSeq and is a predicted model, not a curated record. NCBI's taxonomy places the organism in Eukaryota, Metazoa, Chordata, Aves, Passeriformes, Cinclidae.